Messenger RNA from Pelecanus crispus (Dalmatian pelican), 369 nucleotides. Its product is annotated as prostate stem cell antigen. Gene Ontology annotation, cellular component: plasma membrane. Lineage: Eukaryota; Metazoa; Chordata; Aves; Pelecaniformes; Pelecanidae. The record is from RefSeq and is a predicted model, not a curated record.
AUGAAGGGUUUCCUUGUCCUCCUGCUGGGAGCACUCCUGUGCUUGGACUCAGGUUCUUCUUUGCAGUGUUACAGCUGCACAUCACAGCUCAGCAACUCCAACUGUCAGAUGACGGUGGACUGCAAGGAAAAGGAAAUGUGCAAGACAGAUGUGAUCAGGAUUGUAGGGUUCUUCAACAUCAUCAACAAGGGCUGUGACUCAUCAUGCAAACCACUCUAUCAGGACUUCAGCGUGGGCAACAGAAAUGUCUCCUGCUGCAGCAGCGACCUCUGCAACUUUAACGCAGCGGGCAGUGUGAGGUACAGCUCUGGGAUGGCAGCAGGGAUAGUAGCCAGUGUGCUCUGGCCCUUCCUGAACAACAGACUGUGA